Molecule: messenger RNA, 1173 nt
Organism: Penicillium psychrosexuale
Lineage: Eukaryota; Fungi; Ascomycota; Eurotiomycetes; Eurotiales; Aspergillaceae
Product: putative O-methyltransferase
Exons: 5
Coding region: 1-1173 (390 amino acids)
Molecular function (GO): O-methyltransferase activity
Source: RefSeq, a predicted model, not a curated record
AUGUCCUUCCUCACCCGCUUGGCCAGCCUACUGGGCUUGUCAUCUCCGGCCCCCGUUGCACCCCCAGGCGCCGCACUCGCAGCAACCGUCACAGUACCUGCAUCGUUGGGAUUUGUCCCGGUCGCGAUUCACUUUGAUCUCUUCAAUAUCCUCGUGGGUCACGGGGGACCUGCGACGGCCGACGAAGUCUCGGCUACCUGCAAUGCACGCAUCAAAGCCCGAGGGGGAGAUGAACCCGAGCUGAGUACCAGAUUAGCCUCGGACACACUCUACAUUAUGGCCGGACUCGGCCUAGUUGAACGCGUGGCCGAGGACUGCUUCACAGCAAAUGCCAUCACAAACCACAUGGUCGCCAUGCCUUCCGCCCAGCAUGGCGCACUGCACUUCACCACCGAGGGUCUAAUGGCCGGCGCAUUCUUGAUGAAAAAGCUCCGAGACACCCGAUUCGCAUACCCCUUUGCUGAAGCAGACGGCCCCUUGCAAUACGCCUAUCAGCUAAUGGGUCAGUCUGAGCUGGCAAAACAGCACACGUACGCAAUUAUGGAGGCUCAGGGUCGCAUGGAUAGUUUCAACCAUUUCAUGGUCGGCAAGUUCCUGAAGUUCGGAACAUUCCCCGAGCGCGUCAAAUCGAUGGGCUAUGAUCUAGAUGGUGCUUUGGCAGGUGACACUACCACUGGCACCCUCGCUGGCUCCGCUACUAUGGUCGACAUCGGCGGCGGUCGUGGCGAACUCCUCCUCGAGAUUCAGGCCGUAUAUCCGCAUCUCGGCGUGCAGGAUCUAAUCGUGCAGGAGUUCAAUGCGGAUAUCGAUGAUGUGCCCGGUGUGCGUCUUAUGGAGUGGAAUUACAAAAAUGAGGCUGAGCAGCCCGUCCGGGGUGCGUGUGUUUACGCGCUGCAGCAUAUCUUGCAUAAUUUGCCUGAUUUGGAUGCUGUAGCGUUGCUGCAGAAGAUUUCGCGUGCUAUGACACCUGGUUCGCGAGUUUUGAUUAUUGAGUACGCCAAGAAUUUGACUUAUACUUCGCUUCAUGCGAGUAUGAUUGCGAUGUAUGGGGGGCGAGAAAGGAGUUCGGUGGAGUGGAGACAGGUGGCGGGUUUGUGUGGGCUAGAGGUGACUUUUGAGGUUUAUGUUAGGGCUGGAGAGUCAUUGGUGGAGAUGAGGAGGGCGGAUCGGUAG